GGCAGGUCCUGCAGCUCAGAAGACAGAAGAUCGGGGACCAGAAGGAGGCGAACGGGAGCUGUGGGGGACCAGGGAUAGGGUGCCGUGGUGUAGGACCCUUCUCUACUAGAUUUGUCCUUUACUCAGUUAUUAGGAUGGACAAAGACAGGAACAAAAUGACUGAGCGGAUCUUAAACGUCACCUUGGAGAUCAUCUACUUGCUGAUUGGAGAGGAUUACACAGUAGUAAAGAAAUCUGAGGACUGUAUGGCACCCAGCAUUCAACAAUGUGUGUCAGGAGGGUGGAGCAAGAGCCAAAUCCCCAAUGUCGCUCCUCCACGUCACAGUCUGUUACAUGAGGAGAGGAUCCUGGAGCUCACCAACAAGAUCAUUCAGAUGCUGACCGGAGAGGUCCCUAUAAGGUGGCAGGACAUCACAAUUUAUCUCUCCAUGGAGGAGUGGGAGUAUUUAGAAGUACAUAAGGAUCAAUAUAAGGACAUUAUGAUGGAGGAUCAGCGGCCCCUCACACCACAGGGUAAGAGAAGACUUGAUAGCUAUAAACCAUGUAGGAGUGAUAAACCCGAGAGAUGCCCCAGUCCUCAGGAUGGGUCAAGUGGACAUCUGAAUGCGUCACAGCAUCAACAGAUCGAUGACCUGAUUAUUGUGAAAGUGGAAGAGACAGAGGAGGAUGAGGAGUAUUAUGGAGGUGAUCUUCCUUAUAAUGAGGAAAAAAAUGCUACCAAUAUCAGCACAGGAGACGACCUCUCCAGGGGCUCAGAUGGACACCUGCUUUCAUACUCAGACUGUGAAGAAGAACAUAACAACAUCACACAUACUAACCAUAGUGGAGAUCCACCCUCUGAUUCCACUACUCCCACAGAACCAUCACCAGAUCAGCCACAGGUUCCUAGACCCUUUCCAUGGUCUGAAUACAGGGAGUAUUGUAGAAACAAAUUAAAUUGUUCAACACAGAAAACAAUUCAUAGAGAUGAGAGACAAUUUCCAUGUCCAGAAUGUGAAAAAUGUUUUUCAUACAAAUCAAAUCUUUACGACCACCUAAAAAUUCACACUGGGGAGAAGCCAUAUUUAUGCUCAGACUGUGGCAAAUGUUUUACCCGCAAGUCAGAUCUGGUUAGACAUCACAGGACUCACACUGGGGAGAGGCCGUAUUCCUGUCCGGUCUGCGGCAAAAGUUUUGCCAUGAAAUCAAUUCUUGUCGGGCAUCAGAAGACUCACACCGGGGAGAAGCCGUUCUCGUGUCUGGAAUGUGGGAAAAGCUUUAACCGGAAAUUCAGUCUUGUUGUCCAUCAGAGGAUUCACACUGGGGAGAGGCCAUUUGCAUGUUCAGAAUGUGAAAAAUCUUAUACUAACAAAAAACAACUGGUUCUGCAUCAGAGACUGCACACGGAGGGGGCCACUUUACUUUGAGCAGAACAUGGGGAACAUUUUACCCAUAAAUCCUUUUGCACAUAAGAAUAUGUACAUGGGAGCAAAAGCACUUUUAUAGUUUGAACUUUUUCGUUUAAAAGAAAAAUGUGAAAAUUGCCACAAAUUAGAUUUUUCUGGUUUGUAACAUUGCGAAAAUGUUACCGAGAUAUUAGGUUUUGUUACAUGUAAAAAAUAUCCGUCAGUGGAAGAGCCAGUUUAAUGAUCAGUGAUUGAAAUGUCCUGCGAAGAAUGGGAAAACUAACGCAGUAAUGGUUACAAGUUGUUUGUCACUGUGCCAUUAUACGUGUUUGUUUGUAUACAGGAUUUGUCAGGGAGCGGUAGCCCUUCUGGGUGUCCCCCCUGGUGGUCUAGGGGAGGUGUGUGCGACCAUCAGGUUCCACACCUCCCUGCAACCCCCAGGCAUCUUGGCUUUGGCUGAGACGCCAUCAGUAUACGUCUCCUUGGCUCAUACCUUGGUGGACACCAGGUGCAUUUUUGGUCCCUUAGUAGCUUCGGCAAAAAGGGACAUUGAACCCAGACCUUUGCAGGUGCCUUUUUGCCCGGAGGUGAAGGGUAGGUUUGUUAAGGGGGGCUCUCUCCUAUUGGAGAAGGGCUUUGCUAUAGACCGCAUCCUUUGUGCACAUUUUUUUUAGUGGGACAUGUUUGCACUCUUUCUUGCACUUUGGGUGAUAGAGAGCAUGCGCCUCGGCUAAAGGGAGUAUAAGAGACAGAGGCCCUCAUUUACUAUUCUAAACCCGACUUCUUUUGUCGGGUUUUUUUGUCGCAUCUUUGUCUGCGCCAUGUCGCAGACAUGGUGCGCCAGUCUGCGACACGAUGCGAAAUUUUUUCCCCACGGACCCGAUGUGGAUUCUCCCAAACCCGAAAAAGGGGCGUUACCCGACAUUUCUGAGCUUUCCCACGUAUUUAUAAAGGUUUCCAACCCGAAUUUGUUGAAUUGUUGUGGAUUUUUUCCCGACAGCUCAGAGGAGUUGGAAACCAAAACCAACAAAACCCACGUGCGACAAACAGGAUGCGACAUAAUAAUAAAUACCAGGGGAAAAAAGCAGUCGGGUAAGAAAGCAACAUUGACUUACAACCCGAUUUUCUAAGUACCGUAAAUGAGGGCCAGAGUAAUCUAUGAUGUCAUUGGAUGAGGCUCCCCAGGUGUAGACAGAUGUGGUGGUCAUUCGGGGCUUGCUGCUAGUAGAAGAUGGAGUAGGUCCCACACUUUGCCCCAGCUGGUGGAAGGCUCUCAACCUGUGACACUAACCACAAUGAGACAUCAGUGUAGAUAUAAAAUGUAUAAAAAAGUAUUAUACUACAGAGCUGAAUUUACAAUUCUAUUUGUGAAUGGAAACAGUAGAUAAACUUAUGUUAAGGAAGCAAUCCAGGAAUUGUUAUUUUUUUAAAUCUUUUUUUAUAUAGUGCAGCAUAGGCUAUUAUUUAUUAGGUUCUUGUAUAUGCCUUGUGCUUACCUGUUUUAACUGAUGUGGCAGGCAUGAGUUUUUGCCCAUCUUGAUUCAGGUUGAAAAAACACCAGAGUCCCACAAGUUCAACCUAUAUCCCUAAUGAGUCCCUACUGAGUUGAUCCAGAGAAAGGCAAAAUAACCCUCAUACUAGAGGUAAAAAUUCCUUCCCGACUCCAAAUAUGGCAUCAGAAUAAAUCCCUGGAUCAACGUUCUGUCCCUAUAAAUCUAGCAUCCAUAACCAGCAAUGUUAUUAUUCUCCAAAAAUGCAUCCAGACCCCUUUUGAAUUCUUUUACAGAGUUCACCAUGACCAACUCCUCCGGGAGAGAAUUCCACAGUCUCACUGCUCUUACAGUAAAGAACCCCCGUCUGUGCUGGUGUAGAAACCUUCUUUCCUCUAGACGUAGAGGAUGCCCCCUUGUUAUAGAUACAGUCCUGGGUAUAAAUAGAUCAUGGAGAGAUCUCUGUACUGUCCCCUGAUAUAUUUAUACAUAGUUAUUAGGUCUCCCCAAAGCCUUCUUUUUUCUAAACUAAACAACCCUAAUUCUGAUAAUCUUUCUGGGUACUGUAGUCCUCCCAUUCCCCGUAUUACCCUGGUUGCCCGUCUUUGAACCCUCUCCAGCUACACUAUAUCUUUCUUGUACACUGAUGCCCAGUACUGUACACAGUAUUCUAUGUGUGGUCUGACCAGUACUGUGCACAGUAUUCUAUGUGUGGUCUGACUAGUACUGUACACAGUAUUCUAUGUGUGGUCUGACUAGUACUGUACACAGUAUUCUAUGUGUGGUCUGACCAGUACUGUACACAGUAUUCUAUGUGUGGUCUGACCAGUACUGUACACAGUAUUCUAUGUGUGGUCUGACCAGUACUGUACACAGUAUUCU
This is a messenger RNA of Hyla sarda, 3757 nucleotides long. RefSeq names its product oocyte zinc finger protein XlCOF7.1-like. NCBI's taxonomy places the organism in Eukaryota, Metazoa, Chordata, Amphibia, Anura, Hylidae. The record is from RefSeq and is a predicted model, not a curated record. Gene Ontology annotation, molecular function: DNA-binding transcription factor activity, RNA polymerase II-specific; RNA polymerase II cis-regulatory region sequence-specific DNA binding. The transcript is spliced from 7 exons. Gene Ontology annotation, biological process: regulation of transcription by RNA polymerase II. The coding region runs from base 135 to 1406 and encodes 423 amino acids.